AUGUUUAUCGUUUCUGUUUCGUUUGUGUGUACUUAAACAAAUUACAAUCCUCAAUUUUGUUUGUUAAUUUGAUUGUGAAAACCCUGAUUGAACCAUCGAUUGAGUCGAUUAAACGAAAAAAGAUGCCAAAACCAAGGAGAACAUGUAAAUUCAAUAAAGAACUUCAGUUGAAGUACCCUAUGUUCAAACCAACAAAAACAGAUGCUGACAACAGUGACGUUCAUUGUCCCACAUGUAAAAGUAUAUUCAGUAUAGCGAAUAAGGGAAAAUGUGACCUAGAUCAACAUCUAAACACGAUGAAGCAUAAAAAAAAUAUAAGGGAAGCAGAAGUAAAUAAUAAAGUUACCGAUUUUCUUGUGCCAAAAUAUACAAAUAUCGAACUACAGAUUUCUGCAGCUGAAGGAACGCUGGCAUUUCACACAGUGCAUCACCAUUUAAGUUUCAGAUCAUGUGAUUGUUCUGUCAAAUUGAUUAAGAAGAUAAUACCAGAUUCUAGUAUGGCAAAAAAGAUAUCUUGUGCCAGAACUAAGUCUGAGGCCAUAAUUGUUGGAGUGAUAGCGCCAUACUCAUUAAAUAUGGCUGUGCAAGAUGCAAAAAAAUCAAAUGUUAUUGGUAUCGCCACAGAUGCCAGUAAUCAUGGUAGUCUGAAAGUUUUUCCAGUUCUAAUACAAUUUUUUGACAAAAGAAUGGGUUUAUCCUUGAGACUUAUUGAAGUGGGGAAUUUGGAAAAUGAAAAAUCUGAUACUAUUGCUAAUUAUUUAACAAAUAUAUUGCAGAAGAAUGAUUUAAAGGAUAACUGUAUUGCAUUCAGUGGUGAUAAUUGUAAUACCAAUUUUGGGGGAAUGAACCGUAAAGGAACACAAAAUGUUUUCUCAAAACUGAAGAAUUUAGUUAACUUGAAAUUAGUUGGUAUAGGUUGUCCUGCACAUAUACUAAAUAAUUGUGUACAGAGUGGAACUGACACUUUACGAAUCGAUAUUGAUUCUCUUGUUUUGAAAAUAUAUAAUCAUUUUUCAAUCUACACAAUAAGAACAGAGUCUUUAAAACAUUUUUGUGAAUUUGUAGAAAUUGAUUAUAAAAAAUUACUCUAUCAUAGCAAGACACGGUGGUUAUCACUAUUUCCAUGUCUCAACAGAAUAUUAGAAAUAUAUCCAGCCUUGGAAUCUUAUUUUUUAUCAGAAAAUAAUCCACCAGUCACAAUUAAAUCAUUUUUUGAAGAUAAACUAAAUGAAAGUUAUCUAUGGUUUUUACAUUCACUAAUGUAUAUUUUCAAUGAAAAAAUUAAAGCUAUUGAGAGGGAAGGUAAUUCGAUUUUAGAAAUACUAGAGUGUUUGGAGGAUAUUAAAGCUUGUUUGAGGGAACGAAUGCAGGAAUCUUUCUUUCCCAUGAAAGUGAAAGAAAUUUUCAGAAAAUUCGAGAGAGAUGGCAAGGAAAUAGAAGUUAGUAUUCUGAAAAAAAAUUUCUUGUUCGUGUAUGAAAGAUGUUAUGAAUACUUAUAUGAAUGGACCAAGCCUUUUGAAAGUUUCGAGAAUCUGAAGUGGAUGAACUUGAAAAAUAUUCCUUCCUGGGAAAGUAUUCAAGAGUCCAUCACUUUCUUCAUUGACAAAGGGAUCAAUAUUCAAGAAUCUCUCCUGUUUGAUCAAUUUUGUAAUCUCAAGAACUUUUUAAAAUCAUCUCUAAAAGAUGAUAGUUUCAACCAUUUACUUUCCCAUGAAAAAUGGACUAAAUACUUCAAUGACAUUCAUGUAGAAGAAAAUUACAGCGAAUUUUUAAAAAUUUGCCAGUAUUUCUUUGCUGUGCCCGCACAAAAUGCAAACCUCGAAAGAAUUUUUUCUCUCAUGAAUAGUCAAUGGACUGAUGAGCGAAAUAGAUUGAAUAUAUCAACUGUUGAAUCUAUUCUGAUAACACAGUUUAAUUUCAAAAAAUAUAGUUGUGAACAGUUUUAUGAUCAUUUGAUGUCUAAUAAAGAUCUUUUACAUAAAAUAUCAUCUUCACAAAAAUAUUCUUAGAAAAUAUUUUGUAUUAGGUAUGUUUCAUGGUCCAGUUCCACGAGAUGUUCUUUAGUUAUAGUGUAGACGAAGAGAAAUAUAUUUUAAUUUAUGUACCUGAAUUGUACCUGUUUUACUGAAAUCAGUAAAUAAAAUUUCUUUUUAUUUUU
This is a messenger RNA of Phaedon cochleariae (mustard beetle), 2158 nucleotides long. The record is from the annotation of a GenBank genome assembly. NCBI's taxonomy places the organism in Eukaryota, Metazoa, Arthropoda, Insecta, Coleoptera, Chrysomelidae.